Molecule: messenger RNA, 574 nt
Organism: Racocetra persica
Lineage: Eukaryota; Fungi; Glomeromycota; Glomeromycetes; Diversisporales; Gigasporaceae
Source: the annotation of a GenBank genome assembly
UAUUGAGCAGUAUCAUCAGUUCUUUCUUGAACUAUUUGACAAAGAUCCAACUUUAUCUAAUUUACUAAGCUAUGAGCAACACCAUCGAUUAUAUUCUGUAUUAAUUGCAAUUGAACCUUCUUUUGCAGAUUCACUUCUAGAUACAUAUAGUGCUCUAUGUGGUGUAAUUAAUGAACAGUUUCCAAAAGGGUCUACAAUGAAUCUAUUUAAACUUAAUAAAUAUGAAUAUUACAAAGAAGCCCAAAAAAAAAAUGAAAAGGAUGUUCAGUGGCAUGAGUUUUUAAAACUUGAUAAAAAGCAAUAUUUGAAUUUUAGGUUCUUACGUGGUAUAUCAUUAUCUUAUCAACCAAAAGGGAAGGCUAAAGAAGUUAUAAAAGAAUUUAAUAAAGCAAAUUCAAUAUUUCUAUCCUCUGAAGCUGACUUUGUUCUUUGUGAUUGGCUUAUCUCAUAUUGUAAUAGCAUGGAUAACACAGAUGAAAAUGCACUUGAACCUGAUAACUUAACAACUACUGAUUCCAGUCAAGAGCUGGAUAACUUAGGAUACCAUAAAACUAUAGAAGAAAAAAGACUUUUA